AUGCCGGAACCUACACGAUUGGAUUUUGCGAAGCUGACCGAACUUCUAAAAUCGCGCGUUCUGCUUCGCGUCCGUCCGGACGAAAAGUUGCUGCUGCGUCGAGCCUCGAGGGUAUUCCGCGAAGAGGUGCUUCAUCACUUUUUGAUGCGGACCCGGCUGAAAUUCGUCGCGACCCGUGGACCGUGCCGCAAUAUGACUUCCAAGGGGCCGGGCAGCAUCUUUGUCUUGCAUACUAACGGCAUCGUCAUUUAUCUCUGGAAUCCAACGCUGCCGAUGACAUUUAAGUGGAUGAAAAGCAGUGAUUCAAACCCGGCGAUUGGCGAUGAUGAAUGGGAAUUCACGAGAAAGAUGGGCAGCGCGAAAGCUGAAUGUGAAUUUCUGAAUCGAUUGCUGGUGACGUUGCCACAGCACGAUGUCUCUUUCAGCUGCCACGGCGAUGAUGGGCCGGUUGUCGUCUUGCUCGGUGGAUGGAACAUUCUGCCAGCUGUUCCACAAGCCAGGGCGAAUUAUUGUGCAGUGUUCGAGCAGAUUGCCCACAUUCCGAGAAUUUCCUUUGGUCUGGACUCCGGUUUCAACAAUUUCUGGGUGCUGGCCUUGGAAGUGGCCACACUGAUCCUCGAAGCCGCUUUGGUUACGUAUCGUCCCAUCGGGGGUAAAGCGCGAAUCAUGACAAUUGGGAUCGAUGCCAUGCUGAAACACGAUCAACAGCCAGCUGAAUACCGUCUCACCGAUGCACUGCGAAAUCUGCUCGAAAACAGCGUCAGCACCGCGGACGAGCUACUUAGCGGUCUUCUACGCCCGCCUGGCAAGGCGAUUACCGACAGAUUCGACAUUGUUCUCGCACAGAAUUGCGAGCCCGGCAACAUAGAGCUUCGACGAGCGAAGAAGUGUCUAGAUAGGUACGAUUGCGUGGAGAAAUGGCCGAAAGAAGAAGAAACCGGGAUUUCACCA
Mesorhabditis spiculigera is the source of this 951-nucleotide messenger RNA. Lineage: Eukaryota; Metazoa; Nematoda; Chromadorea; Rhabditida; Rhabditidae. The record is from the annotation of a GenBank genome assembly.